Molecule: messenger RNA, 1140 nt
Organism: Zootermopsis nevadensis
Lineage: Eukaryota; Metazoa; Arthropoda; Insecta; Blattodea; Termopsidae
Source: RefSeq, a predicted model, not a curated record
AACUUCAAAUAAAUUAUUCGUAUUUUUCAGACGUGAGAUUCGUUUAUCUGGCAUCAGAAGUCAACCAUUAUCGUUUCAAAGAACUGUCAAUGAUCGACCCUUCUUAUCCUGACGUGGCAACUGCUUCUCCAGAUAGUAAGGUUGAAACGGUGGUUUCAAAAAUCAUCAGCAGUAUCUCGACAGUUCCCGGGAGGAUAACGGGCGCCUACUGCGACGACGGUAAAAAUCAGGAUACACGAACGGGAUUCGAAGGCUACGUCACACCUGGCUUCCCCAUCAACUACCGCAUACACUCGCUCUUCCUCGAAAACACAGAGGAAGUCAGACUGAAGUUUCAGGGAAGUGGUCACGGGAAUCUACGCACGUGCGUGUCGCGUGACCAGGGAAGUAUCGGGACGAACUGUAUCGAGGUGAAGGACCUUGAAGAGGCGGUUCUCAAGAUCCCCUCUCCUUGCGCUGGUUACCCCUACCAAUGUCCACCAGCGUACCUGACCGUCACAGUAACAAGAACCUUGACGCGGUGUGCAGAGGACGACUGCCGAUAUCCGGAUCAAGUGAGAUUUCUAAUGCGUCACGAGGGCCUCAGAUGCUUCAGGAGUCCAGAUUUUACAGACAGCAGUACGGUUGUUGCAUCUGGGAAUUCAAACCUUUAUCUGUACGUGGCUUUCCAAACUUUGUCACUCUACGUGGUUUCUAAGAUAAUCGGAACAUUUUAAUAAGGUUACAUCACAUCUGAACAAAAAAAAAAUAUUCAUAAUGACUUUUAUAAAAUGAGGUGUCUAAAAGAAUUUCAAAAAUACGUUAACUUAUAUUUUCAACACUGCCAGGUAAACAAAAAAUCCAACGCUCUUGUACCUAAACGAAAACAAAACGUGCAACAAUAUUGUUUACAAUUUUCUGAAGAAAAUAUUUGCACGCAAAUCAAUAUUGCAUGAAACAUAUCUGCGUGGUUAUAUGGGUACUGUUGUAUAGUAUAUGAUACGCCAUUUUCAAAACACACAAAUCAAGGUGUGACGAAGUCCAUGGUAACAAAAAACUUGAUGUAUUCUAUAAAAUACCUUCACACAGUCCUUCAGUAUUAUGUAACACACUUAUAAGAAAAAUAAAUUACACAGCUCGCUCCUUAUCGCUCACGUAGGA